AUUUUUCGUAAUGCUGAAGGCACGGGAGCGAACCCCCCUGGCUGUGGCCUUGAAAUACGUUUGACAGAUUUGGCGCAGAGACGUGUGAGGUGCUAUGCAUUGGUGGAUGUAAAAUGAUAAUAAUUAAUACCUACAACACUUUCGACGUGAUUCUCUGGUCUUAGUACUGGGAAUUCAUUUUGUCCUUUCUUUCAUCAAGCUGAUUCAGGUUCAAAUUGACAGGAAGAUUCAGACCAAGACAGGCGCCUGGCGACUGCUGCAGCCGAGCGCCGGCCGCCGCGGGCGGCAUGAGCCGCACAGGAGGGGUGCCGGCGUCUGGUGCCGCUGGCGCGCUGCUACCAGCCAGUGUCGCCGGCCGCGCCGGGCCCGGCCCGUGACGGCCGCCGGCUGGUCAUGUCCUCGCGGCUGCCGGCCCAGUCGGCGCUCGACGAGCCGCCGCGCAAACUCAAACUGGAGGCCGAGGACAGCAGCUACGACAGCGACUCGGAGGCGGCGCCGGCGCCCGAGCACGAGGAUGUGUCGCGCACCGUGAGCGACACACUGGGCGCCGAGUUCGCCGAGUAUGUGACCGCCGGCGCCUCCGAGACCGCCGACUACGCCAACAAGGUCGAGUUCGCCUGCAAACUCGGCUACACCGAGGAGCAUGUGCAGCGGGCGCUGCGCAAGCUCGGCGCCCACCCGGGAAACAACGACUUCCUCGAGGAGCUCAUCCGUGUCGGCAAGGACGGCAAGGGGGCUGUCGCUGAUGUGGAAGAGCUCGAUGAGCGCACGGCGCGUCUGCGAAUCUCGCGCGAGUCUCGCGAGGAGCCCUCCAACCUCCGUCACAUCGUACUCGACGGCAGCAACGUCGCCAUGAGUCACGGCAACAAGGAGCGCUUCUCGUGUCGCGGCAUCCGUCUGGCGGUCGAGUACUUCCGGGCGCGCGGCCACCAGGGUAUCACCGUGUUCGUACCCAUGUGGAGGAAGGAGGCGCCGCGGCCCGACACGCCCAUUACAGAUCAGGAUGUGCUGCUGGAACUGGAGAGAGAGGGCAUCCUGGUGUUCACGCCAUCUCGGGUGGUGGACGGAAAGCGGAUCACGUGCUAUGAUGACAGGUAUAUUCUCCAGACAGCGCUCGACGAGGAUGGAGUCGUCGUCUCGAAUGAUAACUACCGUGAUCUGCACAAAGAGAAACAGUUCAAAAAGAUCAUCGAAGAGCGCAUCCUCAUGUAUUCCUUCGCCAAUGACAGGUUUAUGCCGCCUGACGACCCGCUCGGCAGGAACGGACCGACGCUGGACAACUUCCUGCGCAAGAGUCCGCGCCCGUCCGAGUCGCUGUGUCCGUACGGCAAGAAAUGUACAUAUGGGAACAAGUGCAAAUACUACCAUCCGGAGCGUGGCAACCAGCCGCAGAAGUCUGUGACUGAGAAGCUGGCCGAGCACGCUCAGCGCAGCCUGCAGGGCCGGCGCGGCCUGGGAGACGGCCUGUCAGGUGGCGGUCGCAGCGUGCGCGACAAGACGCUGAGUCUGCCGCCGAGCGAGGCGCGGCAGCCCGGCGGCCAGCCGCGGAAACAGCCCGUGAGCCGGACCCGGUCGCUGGUGCCUGGCUCGGUGCCGGCCGACUCGCGGCCCGCACCGCCCGACGACACGCACCUGCGCGCCUCCGCCAAGAGCCGCAGCAUGGAGAACGUAGCCAGCGCAUCGCGGCUACGCUCGUUCCCCAUCGACCCGGCGUCUUACGACCCGGGCGCGGCGGCCGGCGGGGCGGCUGGUGGCGACUGGCAGCAGCAGCAGCAGCAACAGCAACAACAGCAGCAGUGGGCCGCCCACCAGCAGCCGCACGUGCACACCAAGGGCGUGCGCCAGCACCUGGACCUGUGCCGAAAGUCGUCCGACCCCAGCUACCAGAGCAGCCAGGAGCAGCGCGCGCACAAGCCUCUGGUGCGCCAGCUGACGCUCAAUCCGACGUACGACCCGCGGCUGGCGCAGCGCGAGCAGUACGUGCGCGAACUGGAGGCGCAGCUGGGCCGGCAGCAGAUGAUGGCCAACCGUAACCUGUUGUCGCCUCACUGGGACGGCGGCCACAGCCACGGCGGCCAGCACCCCCAGCACGCCAGCGUGACGCGCAUCGCGUCCGCGCCGGACUCGUGCCGCCAGCUGGGCAUGGCGCCGCCGCCGCCCCACGAGUACACCAUGCAGCGUCUGAGCAGCACCUCGGACCCGCAGCUGAACGUGAACGCGUACGCGGCCGGUCUGCCCGAUCAGCAGCAGCAGCACUACGGCGCGUACGGCGGCGGCGAGCAGCUGGUGGAGCGCUCGGCGCCCUGGCACCGGCCCGUCACCUCCAGCCCGGGCAGCGGCUGGCCCAGCGUCGCCGCCUCGCGGGCGCCCGCCUUCAACCCAUUCCAGCCGAACCCCCUGACGGCCAGCCUGUCGACGCCGCCGCUCGGUGGCGCCGGCAGCCAGUCGCCGGGCGGCGCGGCGGUGGCGCCGGCCGCCGCCGCACCGUUCGGGGUGCUCGGCUUCGGCGCCGGGACCGGCUACAACCCGGACCCGGUGGGCACGCAGCCCUCGUCCCCGCGACAGAGCAAGGACGAGCUGCGCAGGAACAUUUACUGGCACCUCUGCGCUCUCUUCCCCGAAGAGAAGGUACGAGUGGCCAUGAACCUUAUGCCCGAUGAGACGGACGCUGCGAAAAUAUGCGCCGAAAUAGUGCAACCCAAGUGACGUGCGGCGCCGAUGUGCAUUGUUUGCGCGCGUAUUUGUGUCGUUAUUGUGGAUGUGUUGUGAUGAGCGGGCGCUGGGCAAUCUGGGCACAGCGCGGGGCCGGGGACUCUUGUGUGAGCUAUGUGAGUGGCCGGAGCGCCGUAUGAAUGGACUCAGAGUGAGUGUGAGAGAGAUGGCGGGGCAGCGCCCCAGCAGACACCCGACAAUCGCGCUGGGCGCGGCGGCGCGCAGCCUGCUUCUCGUAGUUGACUGUUGUGAUAACAUGGCUGCCAAACGGUCAGCUGCCGGCGGCCAGGGCCGUCGCUGAGUAGGCGGAAUCCGCUGACAGCAUCGCCGACAAUACCAUGUAUUGGGCGACUCGAGCCGGGCGCGGUACCAUCGCCCGGCCUGCCGUAUUGCUGGUUAUCAGCAGUUUUUUUACGUAGCCAUCUUCAGGAGUUUUCUUUUUUGUUGUUGCUUCACUAACCCAUGGUUGUAGAAUGACGUGGUUAGAGGGCUGUAGAUAAUAUUCAUUCUUCCGAUGUUAUUUUGUAUAAUUCUUGUAAAAUAAACUGUACUACUGAUCGUCA
Molecule: messenger RNA, 3275 nt
Organism: Amphibalanus amphitrite
Lineage: Eukaryota; Metazoa; Arthropoda; Thecostraca; Balanomorpha; Balanidae
Exons: 9
Coding region: 394-2706 (770 amino acids)
Cellular component (GO): nucleus; cytoplasmic ribonucleoprotein granule
Molecular function (GO): metal ion binding; RNA endonuclease activity; mRNA binding
Source: RefSeq, a predicted model, not a curated record